UUCUGGUCACAACUGUCCUGCUUGGUGGUGGACCAGAUGAUAACAUGGGCCGUGGAGGUAUACUACACGUACUCACCAUCCCUCUACUGCUGGUGGUGACGACGACGACGGUGGUGAUGGCCUCGACCAAUAGUCAACAGGAGAAGGAUGACGUUAGUGCUGAUGUCUUCCUCCCCCUCCAGGACCCUGUAGAAGUCGACCUCCUCCCCCUCCAGGACCCUGUAGAAGUCGACCUCCUCCUCCUACCAGCAGAGAGUCAUCAGAUUUUCGUAGUGGCUGACGAAGACCUCCACACCGCCGCUACAGGAUACCAGGACGACCACAAAGGCCACAAAGGCUACCACACCUACAAGGGCCAGAAGCACUACAAGGAUGGCCAUCGCGACAAGGCAGGGUCCAAGGGUCACAAGGGCUACAAGCAGGACUCAGGCUACAAGGGCAGUGACUAUGGCGACCAUUCAAAGGCUAAGUCUGGCGGUUACCAAGGAGACGGAGGCAAGCAGUACCAGGGAGGAGGAGAUAAACACGGGUAUUACGCUAAGGAGGAGGAGGCUGGUGAGGGUGUGAGGGGCGGUCACUACGGCUCUCAAGGAAGCUACAACAAGGGAUAUAGAGAUAAGUAUUACUUAUCAAAGAAAACGGGAGCAGCAACACCAAAAAACACCCAUAACUAUGAUAAUAUUCCUCCGGGUGGCGUCCUGCAGGGUCACCAGAGGGAGCAACACGCGGAGGAGUACCACGUCGACAACAAACACUUCGACGACAGCGCCAGCAGGCACCACCACAGCGCCUUCGACGAUAUUGAGGCCUACUUCAACUCCCACAAGGGCCAGGACUACAAGGGCCGCCACUACAAGGGCGGACAGCACCACGAGCAACACGGCAAGAAGGGCCACUUUAACAAGGGCAAGUACAACGACGACCAUCAGGGCCACAAGGACCAAUAUGGCGACAAGGACCACUAUGGCACUAAGAGCUCCUAUGGCGAUAUUGGCGGACACAAGGGCCACAGUGGGCAUAAAGGCCAUGGCCACGAUAACUAUAGACACAGCAGUAAUUACGGAGACAGUGACAGUUACAGUGAUGGUGGCAGUCAUGGUAGAGGCUACGGACAUGAUGGUAACAGUCAUGGUGGCGGCUACGGACAUGAUGGUGGCUGCGGUCAUGGUGGCGGCUACGGACAUGAUGGUAACAGUCAUGGUGGCGGCUACGGACAUGAAGGUGGCAGUCAUGGUGGCGGCUACGGACAUGAUGGUGGCAGUCAUGGUGGCGGCUACGGACAUGAUGGUAACAGUCAUGGUAGAGGCUACGGUCAUGGUGGCGGCUACGGUCAUGGUGGAAGCAGCUAUGGUCGUAGGUAAUGAGAGAGGCCAAAUAACUAAACAAGAUCAUCCAUGUUUUUUCGUAUUAAUUAUUUAUAUAUUAACAUUACCUAAACAUCAGUGGUUGUCACAGCUUAAGGCGGUGUUGAGGCUCGCUGAGUGGUGUUACCCAGAGGUGAUACAGCCUCUGGGUUGAGUGAGACAUUGUUACUUCCUCCCUGACACACGUUGUUCUGCUGGGGUAGGGAUCUGUGAGGCCUUUUAACGGGUCAUCUUCGGGUAUAAAGACACCCAUUGAAAACCAUCACGACCUAAAGAUGACAACAGAGACAUGCUCAGGUCUACAAGACACUCAGACAUACGGUAAUUGUUAUGAAUACACCCAUGGACUCAACCUUUCUCUUAUUGUGUAUACUAUUUCAUGUUUUAUUUCUGUA
Messenger RNA from Homarus americanus (American lobster), 1759 nucleotides. Its product is annotated as glycine-rich cell wall structural protein 1.8-like. The record is from RefSeq and is a predicted model, not a curated record. Lineage: Eukaryota; Metazoa; Arthropoda; Malacostraca; Decapoda; Nephropidae. Bases 45 to 1361 code for a protein of 438 amino acids. The transcript is spliced from 5 exons.